Aspergillus brunneoviolaceus CBS 621.78 is the source of this 1464-nucleotide messenger RNA. RefSeq lists its product as uncharacterized. Gene Ontology annotation, biological process: endoplasmic reticulum tubular network organization; membrane organization. The record is from RefSeq and is a predicted model, not a curated record. Gene Ontology annotation, cellular component: membrane; endoplasmic reticulum. The coding region runs from base 349 to 1212 and encodes 287 amino acids. The transcript is spliced from 4 exons. NCBI's taxonomy places the organism in Eukaryota, Fungi, Ascomycota, Eurotiomycetes, Eurotiales, Aspergillaceae.
AGUCAGUCUUGCCUAGUUCGAGUUCACCACACACACACACACACAAACCCGCCUCUUCCACUUCCUCUCCAGCUUCCACUUCCACUUACUUCCCUCACCCUUCCACUACUAAAUACCCCCGCCUAGCCCAGCCAGCCUCCCUCGUCAGCGAUUUAGUGGAGAUCUAUUCAUAGCCCCCUCCCCCCCAAAUAGCCCUUUUACCGCUCAAUUCUUCUUAUCUGUCUCGUUUCCUUCUCCCUCCCCAAGUUCCUUUCUUCAUCUAGUCCCAUAGCCACUCGAUCCCAUCGAGUUGUCCAUAAGCCCAUCGCCGUUACUCAAUAAUUACCACACAUAAUCUAUUCAUCCCCCAUGGCUCCUCCACCCCCUUCAAAUUUGCCUUUGCCCGAGAGGCUCAAGGCUCUUGCUCAGACGUUGCAAUUCGCCUGGUUUGUUGGACAUGUGACAUUGUUACUCUCUGUCCUACGCUAUUUCGUGUCUUACAUCACAUUCAACUAUUACUCCAACUCGGCCCAAGUCUCUUACCGCCUGGCAUUCUUGUCGGCUGCUGCGACAUACGGAAUUGUUGUGUACAAGGGCCAUAUCGCUCGCGGCCGGCUCCAGGGCGGGCUCCCUAACAUUGCGAUCAAGCUUGCUGGCGAUGAGAAUGUCCAGUACCUUGGCACUGCGCUGGUGUGGCUCUACUCGCGCCAGGUGUCGCUCGCUCUGCUUCCAUUCAGCGUUUAUUCCGUCUUCCACGUUGCGACCUACACUCGUGCUCACCUGAUCCCUACCCUCCAGGGCCCUCAGGCCGCUGGCGCUCCGGGAUCUCCCUCCUCUCCCGGUUCGCCCAGGCCUGCAGUUAGACAAUCUCCCUUGGCGGAAACUAUUGGCCGCUUCGUGAAACAGUACUACGAUGCCAGCAUGGAUCUUGUGGCGCACCUCGAGAUGGCGUUGUUGUUCCGCCUGGCCGUCGCCGUUCUCACUUUCUCGAAGGGCAGCAUUGUCCUUUUCGCUAUCUACUUGGCUUUCUUCCGUGCGAGAUACUCCCAGAGCUCCUUUGUCCAGAGCUCCGUCCGCCACUUCACUGCUCGAGUCGACGCCUCGGUUUCCCACCAGAGCACCCCACCCGCCGUUCGCCAGGGAUGGGAGUCUUUUAAGGCUUUUGUGCGCCAAGCCUACGAGGCCACCGAUCUCGGCCGCUUGAGCGGAGCGACCGCUAAGAAGCCCCAAUAAAUUGCCCAUCCGCUCUCAAUAGAGGCGACUCGCGGAAGCUGGAUAGAUGUGAUAAAAUUGAACCCUGCGGCCAAUCUGCGCCUGAGAGGGACUGUCGGCUCUGAUUAUCGACUAUUGCGUCUGAUGAAGAUUGAAUGAGCCAAUGACCAUUUUCUUUGACUGCGUUCCGGGGUUGAUGGUCGCUUUUGAGAUUUGGAAACUGUGGAUGGUAUUUGAGGUAUUGAAGGGUGGAGAAAAGGAAGGAUAUGUAGC